GACGCUGUGAAGCAGCUCCGUGCUGUGGUUGGAAGCAUCGUGACUGUCAUGCGACUGCCCCCGCCUCUAGCCACGCAAGACCGCAAACCUGACGCAUUGCACUGCAGCGGCUCGAACCAAUGUCUCAGUUUAACAGCACUUUUUUUUUUCUUUUCUUUUCUCGAAAGCUCGUUGCUGUCUGGUUCCAAGCGCAGCAGGGUUUGGCAGUUUCUUUGGUAACAGAACAAGUUGAGACAGAGUUUCUCUGCUGCAGGUUACCUGCGCUCGGAGACAUGUUUCUGUGCAGCGAGCGAGGGCAGCUCAAACUAACGCCAGUUGUUUUUCCUCUCUCAGUGCUAAGGGAACCGCUCAAUAGCAACACAUACCAGAAACUCUAUAGAAUAGUGUAAUAAAAUAACUGAAGGGCACAGUAUCUCAUAAUCUACCAUUUAAUCUAGCGAGGGAGAGAAAAACAAGCCGCCAAAUUGAACAAAAAUACCGUGGGUGCGUUCACGGAUAUCAUUCUGCGCAGAUUCUGUGUAGAAUCUGAGCAAUUUAGCCAAUGGGUGCGUUCACGGAGACCAUUCUUAGAAGAUGAUUGGCUGUAUUGUUCAGAUUGUGCAGAAUGAUCCCGUGAACGCACCCUCGUUGAGCAUGCUUAUCUCGGGUUAACGUGUAUGCUGUAUAUCUGAUCAGAGACAGGCAGCUCGACAGCAUUCUUCAGGAUUUCGAGUUCAUUAUCACUGAGUCACGCCUCUGUAAAGUUGGUGUGAUUGCGCUUCUCGGGGGUGGUAGAAACAGGUUUCAGUCUUAGGAGUGAGACGAAAGUCAAGGUGAAACAGGAGCUAGACGUUUACUCCGGUAUUUCUGUGUGUCUCUCGUUUUCCUUUCUUGUUUGAAUGGGAUAGAAGCAGGCUGCCCGGUUGCCAUGCUGCGCAGAGGCUCUAUCCGCACCCUCCAGGUGCUGGCCGCUGUGUUCGUGAAGACCCAAGACAGGGCGAGGACGUUUGAGCAACACAACCUGCCGGCAACAACUAGGAAAGAAGUUGAUCCUUACAGGAACCUUUCUGUGAAAAUCAUAGAAGCCAAAAACAUUCCCAAGAAGGAUCUGUUUUCUCAGUCAGACUGCUACGUGGCUCUCAGACUCCCCACAGCAUCGUCGAAGACUCACCGCACCCGAACCGUGUGGGACUCUAGCGCCCCCGUGUGGAACGAGACCUUCCGCUACAGGAUACACAGCCACGUGAAGAACGUUCUGGAGCUGAGUGUGCUUGACCAGGACCUGCUCUCCAGAGACGACCUCUGCAUCAACGUGUUCUAUGACCUCGAUAACCUUUCACCCGGGGAGGUGGUACGGCACGUCUUCACACUGGACCCUGAGACGAGGGGGGAGCUGCAUGUGGAGUUCACAGUGGAGGAGAGCAAGGAGCCUCCUGGAGAAAUUCAGACCAAUGGUGUGCUGGUGGCCAGCCAUCUUUCCCUUCUGGAGGUCCAGGUGGAGAACAGCACAGAGGCGAAGGCGCUCACUAGAGAGGAUGAAAGCCUCGCCCUGCAGGUGACAGGAGCCUAUGAGAAGGAGCAGACUGUGUUUGGCCUGCCCCCCCACCCCGCCCCUAUGCAACCCCUGACCUUCCACCUCAACCUGGACCUGGAGGCUGAGAUAAGCGCCAGGCUGACCCCGGACAGCAAUGUGAAGAGUGAGGACCCUGCAGAAGAGGAAGAGGCGGGGCACACCCCCGACGCAGCGGCCGUGACGCUGACAUCACUUCCUGUUGGACAAGAAGUCUUGCUGUCAGUCCCUGUUGGAAAGGAUAAAGAUAUCGAACUUAAGCUGAAGGCUACAGACAGCGCGGAGGCCCUGGACCUGCGUCUGGGGUUCGAUCUCUCUGCGAUGGAGCUGCAGUGUGUGGAGAGGAGGAAGCUGCGGGCGUGUCAGGCCCUGCAGAGAGUCCUGCACCUGAGCCAAGCGCCCCACCCCGAGGAGGUACCCGUGGUGGCAGUAGUGGGAUCAGGGGGAGGGAUCCGAGCGAUGACCUCGCUGCUGGGCUCCCUGCUUGGUCUGCAGAGGCUGGACCUGCUGGACACAGUGACCUACAUCGCGGGGGUCUCGGGUUCGACAUGGGCCAUGUCCGGCCUCUACACAGACCCAGACUGGUCCCAGCAUGACCUGCAGGGCCCGAUCAGGAGAGCCCAGGCCGCGGUGAGUAAGAGCCAGCUGGGCAUGCUGUCGACGGAGCGGCUGCAGUAUUACUGUGGGGAGCUGAAGAGGAGGGCAGGCGAGGGGCAGGCAGUCAGCUUCCUGGACCUGUGGGGGCUGAUCAUCGAGUACCUGAUCCAUGGAGAGAGGGACCCAGCCACCCUGUCUGACCAGCAGAGGGCAGUAGCAGAGGGUCAGAACCCCUUUCCCAUUUACACAGCCGUCAACCUGAAGGAGGGGAUCUCGGGGAGUGCCAGCAUGGCAGAGUGGUGCGAGUUCACCCCCUAUGAAGUGGGCUUGCCCAAGUACGGAGCCUUCAUCCGGGCCGAGGACUUUGGGAGCGAGUUCUACAUGGGUCACCUGAUCAAGAGACACCCCGAGACACGCAUCCCCUACCUGCUGGGGCUGUGGAGCAACUUGUUCUCCAUUAACCUGACCCAGGGCUUGACCUCGCUGUCUGGCUCCUUUCCAAACUGGAUCCAGUGGCUCAGAGAGGCCGUGCGCAGCAAGGACGAGGGCGCUGUGGCGGGGAGGCCAGCCGCGCUGGACACCUUCUUCGUGACUCCGGUCAGCGCGGUCACCCAGCUGCUGGAGGAGAUGCUGAGUGACCGGCCCAUCAUCGGCCAGAGCUACAACUUCAUGAGGGGACUGAACCUGCAUCGAGACUACAGCCAGAGCCACGGGUUCACUGCAUGGAAUGGGACCCAUCUGGAUGCCUUCCCGAAUCAGCUGACCCCUGCUGACCCCCAGCUGCACUUGGCAGAUUCGGGGUUCUCCAUCAACACGGGGACCCCGCCCCUGCUGAGACCCGAGAGGGGCGUCGACGUGCUGCUGUCAUUCAACUUCACCUGGGGGGACCAGUUCAAGGCUCUGAAGCUGACGGAGCAGUACUGUGCUGAUCACUGCCUGCCCUUCCCCCGCAUCGAUCUGAGCUCCAUCGAGGGGCGCCCCCUGCAGGAGUGCUACGUCUUCACCGACGAGGGGGACCCCCGCGCCCCGAUAGUGCUGCACUUCCCUCUGGUCAACCACUCCUUCAGGGAGAACAGCGCCCCAGGAGUACAGCGCGUGGGGGAGGCGGAGUUGAGCGAGGCCCGGUUCGAGGUUCUGACUCCGGACUCGGAUUACCGCACCUUCGAUGUGAGCUACACCCCGGCACAGCACCAGCGUCUGGUGGAGCUGACCUGCUACAACGUGCUCAAUAACAGCCAGGCCCUGCAGGGGGCGCUGCGCCAGGCUCUGGACAGGAAGAGGGAGGCGCGACACGCACAGGAAGUGACACAGCGCCACGCGGCAGCGUAGCGGGACACACCCCGGGGUCAGAUCAGGGACUGGGGUCUUCAGCGGUCAUGCUGAUCUGAGUCAUUCGCUGUCUGGACAUGGUGCUGGUGAAACCGCUCCAGGGCAAAGAUUUGCCUUAUGUUUUUUUUUGUGUGUGUGUGUGGGGGGGGUGACGAGGAGAAAAACAUGAUUGUUAUAAAACCAGUAAGAAAUGACUCUUGAAAAUUCACCUGCACCUGUAAAAAAUGGAUGACGUGAACAUUCGACUGAGAGACUGCACAGUGUAACUGUGUGCACACACAUGAAUAAUGAAGAGACUGCACAGUGUAACUGUGUGCACACACAUGAAUAAUGAAGAGAGUGCACAAUGUAACUGUGUGCACACACAUGAAUAAUGAAGAGACUGCACAAUGUAACUGUGUGCACACACAUGAAUAAAGAAGAGACUGCACAAUGUAACUGUGUGCACACACAUGAAUAAUGAAGAGACUGCACAAUGUAACUGUGCACACACAUGAAUAAUGAAGAGACUGCACAGUGUAACUGUGUGCACGCAUGAAUAAUGAAGAGACUGCACAAUGUAACUGUGUGCACACACAUGAAUAAUGACGUUCAGGAACUGGGCGUGAUUUACUUCAGUCUUUAUUUCACAAAACCCUAACCAGACAACUAUACGAGUGGAGGCGGUCUGGAAAGUGUAAAUGUGUCCUUGAGUAACUACAGGGAGAAAAUGUUUAUAGUUUAAAAAACAAGACAACCUCUCAGAUACACUCUGUUAAUACUGAAUAUUUUAAACAGUACCCUGGACAUGCAAAUCACAUAUUGACAACUUGACUAAAAUAUAGAAGCACUAGCUUUCUUCAUGGCUUCUGUAUAGACUGGAGCUGAUUCAUAUAUUUUAGGAUUACUUGCAAUUUUCACUCAAUAUUAUUGAACUUGCAUUUUCCAUCUGUUCCUCACACAUGUUGUAAGAAAAAUAAAUGUAUUAAAUUGUUGUUUUCAGUGAACCACUUUCUCUGGGCAAAAUAAAGAGUUAUUUUUUGCUUUGAAAUAA
Messenger RNA from Acipenser ruthenus (sterlet), 4508 nucleotides. Its product is annotated as cytosolic phospholipase A2 zeta-like. Gene Ontology annotation, biological process: glycerophospholipid catabolic process. The transcript has 20 exons. Gene Ontology annotation, molecular function: calcium-dependent phospholipid binding; calcium ion binding. Bases 908 to 3475 code for a protein of 855 amino acids. NCBI's taxonomy places the organism in Eukaryota, Metazoa, Chordata, Actinopteri, Acipenseriformes, Acipenseridae. Gene Ontology annotation, cellular component: cytosol. The record is from RefSeq and is a predicted model, not a curated record.